AUGGGUUUACUCAUUUCUUACGUAAUAAAUAGAUACUGGGGCAAGAAAAACGUCAGGAUAUUAAUGGUAGGGCUUGAUGGUGCAGGAAAGACGACAAUUUUGUACAAAAUCAAAUUGGGGGAAGUGGUCCGAACUAUCCCCACCGUGGGCUUCAACGUAGAAACCGUCGACUACAAAAACGUCAACUUCACAGUGUGGGACGUCGGCGGUCAGGACAAGCUGCGGCGCCUCUGGAGGCACUACUUCCUCAACACCAACGGCCUGAUAUUCGUCAUAGACUCGAGCGACCGCGACAGGAUGGACGAGGCCUCGGCCGAGCUAAAGAAAUUGCUGUUCGAAUUCGAUCUGCAACGCGCCGCGUUGCUGGUCCUUGCCAACAAACAGGAUGUGCCCGUGGCGAUGACUCCCACCGAAAUGGCACACAGGCUCGCGCUGCACGAGAUCAGGGACCGCAAGUGGCAUGUACAGGGCGUUUGCGCCUUACAGGGCACCGGGUUGUUCGACGGGUUCGACUGGUUGUGCAGUGAGGUUCAGAAUAGUUCGUAGUGUUUUCAAUCGAUGCAUUUUGGUUGUUUAGUUAGUGAUGUUACGUACAAAUGUUACUGUUUCGGUUCGCGCAAGGAAUUAAAGUUACAAAUAGG
Molecule: messenger RNA, 641 nt
Organism: Anoplophora glabripennis (Asian longhorned beetle)
Lineage: Eukaryota; Metazoa; Arthropoda; Insecta; Coleoptera; Cerambycidae
Product: ADP-ribosylation factor 4-like
Exons: 2
Coding region: 1-546 (181 amino acids)
Biological process (GO): intracellular protein transport; vesicle-mediated transport
Cellular component (GO): plasma membrane; cytoplasm
Molecular function (GO): GTPase activity; GTP binding
Source: RefSeq, a predicted model, not a curated record